AUGAGCCUGAAAGCCCCCAAACACGCGUGUCCAGCCCAGAGCCAGCACCUGCCGCACCGCAGCCGGCAGCCGGGCUGGGAAUGGAGGCUAUGGGAAGCCGCCAGCCCCUCGCCUCCGGCCACUGCUCGGCCCCCAACGCCACCCUCGCUGGACCUGGCAGCGGACCCCCCAGCCAGCACCGCCCGCUCCCCUGGCCAGGGGCAGGAUGGGGGGACACAGCCCUGCACAGCCCCCCCGGGGACAGCCAGGCGCCUGCAGCGGGAGGACCUGGCCGGGCUGCGGUGUCGCCUGCGGAGGGUGAAGGCGCUGGCCCAGCUGCCAUCCGUCCCCGCCAGGGUCAGCACCGACCUGCAGAGCCGUCUGGAGCACAUGCGGCAACUGGAGCUGCGGAUCCGUGAGAAGAAAGCGGGAAGCGGAGCCGCGCCGGCAACGCAGCCGUCCGGGGACGCCGGGGCAGCAGCACCUGCGGCGGAGCGAAACUCAAGCGCAAAGCCCCCCGCGUACCAGCGGUUCCACGCCCUCGCGCAGGACCUGCCCCCGGGGCUCACGCUGCCCUACAAGUUCAAGGUGCUGGCGGAGAUGUUCCGCAGCAUGGACACCAUCGCCGGGAUGCUCUUCAACCGCGCCGAGACCAUCACCUUCGCGAAGGUCAAGCAGGGGGUCCAGGACAUGAUGCGCAAGCAGUUUGAGGAGCGGCACGUGGGGCAGAUCAAGGCGGUAUACCCCGCCUCGUACAGGCUGCGCCAGGAGAAGAACAUCCCCACCUUCGGCAGCAGCGUGAAGAAGUCUGACUACCAGCUCACGCUGGAGCCGGUGCUGGGGGAAGAGGAGAAAGUGGAUGGCCGCCCGCACUUGUCGGCGUCGCGCUUGCUGGAGCGCAGGAAGGAGUUCAACCGCAACCUGGUGAACAUCGUCAAGCAGCACCAUCUCGCUGUCGUGGCCGCUCUCAGCCCUCCCAUGGUGGUGCCGGAGGAGAAGCUGACCCGCUGGCAUCCCCGCUUUAAUGUGGACGAGGUGCCGGACAUCAGCCCGGCGGAGCUGCCGCGGCCGCCCCAGGAGGACAGGCUCACCACGGCCCAGGAGGUGCUGAGCACGGCUCGGGGGAUGCUGACCCCCAAGAUGGAAAAAGCUCUUGCCAACCUGGCCGUAAGAACCGCUGAAGCCGGUGUGGGGGAACCGGUGGUUUCCAAAGCACCGUCCCCUGCCAGCACCUCCAGUGCUCUGAAAGGGGUCUCCCAGGCGCUGCUCGAGAGGAUCCGGGCGAAGGAGGCGCAGAAGCUGCAGGCGCUGAUGACGCGGGACCCGCGGCAGGAGGAGCGGCUCGCCAUGCUGGGGCGGCUGCCGGCCAUGGCCCGCAUCCUGCGCAACGUCUUCGUGGCCGAGAAGAAACAGGCGCUGACCAUGGAGGUGGCUUGUGCCCGCAUGGCCGACAGCUACGACGCGCAGAUGCCUCCCGGCGAGAUGGAGAAACACUUGCGCCUCUUCGCAGAGCUGCUGCCCGACUGGGUGGGGAUCCACGCCAUCAGGACGGACACCUACAUCAAACUGGACAAAGGGAAGGACCUCAGCCUCAUCACGGAGAGGCUCACCAAGGCGGCAAAGGAGGCAGAAGCCCUGUGA
Molecule: messenger RNA, 1620 nt
Organism: Nipponia nippon (crested ibis)
Lineage: Eukaryota; Metazoa; Chordata; Aves; Pelecaniformes; Threskiornithidae
Source: RefSeq, a predicted model, not a curated record